Molecule: messenger RNA, 4985 nt
Organism: Danio rerio (zebrafish)
Lineage: Eukaryota; Metazoa; Chordata; Actinopteri; Cypriniformes; Danionidae
Source: RefSeq, a predicted model, not a curated record
GAAAUACAGCUUCUGUUAUUCCAGUUUAGGAAGCGUCAGAAAGGUUACAAUAGUUUAUAUUUGUAUCCAAGAAGGUCAUCGAGACAGACAUGGUAGGCGGGCCACCUGAGAUAAUGUUUAGAAUGACACAGGUAAAGAGAUUAUUAGUAUGGAAGGCAAGACUUGAGGUAAACAGUGAUGAAGAGACUCCAUUCUAGAACAGAAGCAGAAACCACUGGCACUGAGGAGGACAACAGUGAACAAGAUGAGUCCUCAUCCCUUAGGGCGUCAUGGUCCUGGUCGGACACCAUGAAUUACGUGGGGCAGUUGGCUGGUCAGGUGCUGGUGACCAUGAAGGAGCUGUAUAAGGGUAUUAACCAGGCCACACUCUCCGGCUGCAUUGAUGUAGUAGUGGUCCGCCAGAAAGAUGGAACCUACCAGUGCUCUCCUUUCCAUGUGCGCUUUGGCAAACUGGGUGUGCUGCGUUCCAAAGAAAAAGUGAUUGACAUAGAGAUCAACGGGGAGCCUGUGGAUCUCCACAUGAAGCUGGGAGAUAAUGGAGAAGCUUUCUUUGUACAGGAAACCGAGGAGCAGAAUGAGAUUGUACCAGCACACCUGGCCACCUCCCCCAUUCCCACAGAGAGUCACUUAUUUUGGAUCGGAGGCGAUCAUAGGUCAAGUCAAAACCUGGACGAUGACCCACUUGAUCCAGAGGACCCUCCUGAUCGACCAGUUGCCAGCACAGGGGGAGCCAAGAAGAAGAAGAAACGGAGAAAGAAGCAUAAAGGUGAUCCCCGGCGAGAGGAGUUCACCCCCCCUGCCGUUAUCAGCUCUACCCCUUCCACAGAUGAAAUAUUUGAGAUGGACCUGAGUUCUGAUGAAGACGCUAUUUCCAACACUAGAUCAUCUUCAGUCAGUACAGUUAAAGAAAGUGAACCCAAAUUACCAACAAUUCGACAUUCUUUGGACAGCUACCCUUACUCUGACGGAGACUGGUCUCCAUCAGAUAGUCAUGCUAUGUCAGAGGCCUUUUCUCCCAAGAGUGACUCUGAACUGGUUGUUCGGCCCUCAGAGAGCCUUCUCAAAAUGGAGUCACACAUGCAAUGGACAUGGGGAGAGUUUCCAGAAUCUACAAGGGUUUCUAAAAAAGAAAAGAUAGAGCUGCCGAAGACCGUGACCAUAACGCCUUCAGAAAACACUCACUUCAGGGUCAUCCUCAGCUCAGAGGCCAUGGAGACGGAUGAAAGAGAACCUACAUCAGGCACUCCAAGUUGCACCAUAGUCAAGCCUGAACCCCGCACUCCUGUGACCCCUAAAACUCCCACUGAGUCUGAGUUGGAGACGAUGCCUUGUGAAGUGCUGACCUCCACUCCUUCAGACAUUCUCACUGCUGCUCCCACUUCUCCAGCCGCUGUCUCUGCUGCUCCUUUGGGUGGGGACAUUGGAGAUGUUGGUUCCAAAACUGACUCUCCUUCCAAGAAGAAAGGUGUCCCAAAAAGGAGUCAGCACCAGGGCCCAGAGGACAUCUACCUGGACGACCUGAAUGUGCUGGAGCCUGAUGUUGCUGCUCGCUAUUUUCCUAAGAGUGAUUCAGAUGCUGGUUCCAAGCACUGGAUGGAUUCUGGGAUGCACUCUGGCUCUCAGUCACCACAGUCUGUGGGCAGUGCUGCGGCUGACAGUGGCACCGAGUGCCUGUCUGACUCUGCCAGUGAUCUCCCUGACGUCACCCUGUCUCUGUGUGGAGGACUCAGCGAGAAUGGAGAGAUUUCCAAAGAAAAAUUUAUGGAGCAUAUCAUCACAUAUAAUGAAUUUGCAGAAAAUCCAGCCAUCAUAGACAAUCAAAAUUUAGUUGUUAAAAUAGGAAACAGGUAUUAUAAUUGGACACUGGCCGCCCCUUUAAUCUUAAGCUUGCAAGCAUUUCAGAAGAAUUUACCCAAGGCAACUGAGGAAGCUUGGGUGAAAGAGAGGAUGCCAAAGAAAUCAGGGCGCUGGUGGUUCUGGAGAAAGAGAGCAGACAGCACUAUUAAACAGUCAGAAAGCACUGGAAAGCUGGAAGCAAAGCAGUCCCAACUGGAGGAAGGGAGCUCUUCUUUGUCCAUGGAAAGUCAUGCCCGCAAAGUGGACACCAGGGACUCAUCCAGUGAUGAGGAAGGGAAGGAGGUGAGCGCUGCUGCAUCAUCAAUGGAGCGCAAGAUCCAGUCUGAGCCCCACGGCCACACAUCCACACACUCUUACCGAAAAUCCCUCCGCCUCUCCUCCAGCCAGAUUGCUAGUUUGAAGCUGAAGGAAGGACCCAAUGAUGUGAUGUUCAGCAUCACAACACAAUACCAGGGCACAUGCCGCUGUGAAGGCACCAUCUACCUGUGGAACUGGGAUGACAAAGUCAUCAUCUCUGACAUCGAUGGAACCAUCACCAAAUCAGAUGUGUUCGGCCAGAUUUUGCCGCAGUUUGGAAAGGACUGGACCCAUCAAGGCAUUGCUAAACUGUACCACUCGGUGGCUGAGAAUGGAUAUAAGUUUCUGUAUUGCUCAGCAAGGGCAAUUGGCAUGGCAGAUAUGACACGAGGGUAUCUGCAGUGGGUAAAUGACGGAGGUAUAAUCCUGCCACGUGGACCACUCAUGCUCUCUCCCAGCAGCCUUUUCUCAGCAUUUCACAGGGAGGUGAUUGAAAAGAAGCCAGAAAUCUUCAAAAUCGAAUGCCUUACUGAUAUCAAGAACCUUUUCCUGCCCAACAAACAUCCUUUUUAUGCCGCAUUUGGGAACCGAACAAAUGACGUCUUUGCCUAUAAGGAGGUUGGAGUGCCAGUUUGCAGAAUCUUUACGGUUAACCCCAAAGGAGAGCUCAUACAGGAGCAAACCAAGGGCAACAAGUCCUCGUACAGCAGAUUGAGUGAGCUGGUGGAUCAUGUCUUUCCUUUGCUGAGUAAAGAGCAAAGUUCUGCUUUCAGUUUCCCGGAAUUCAGUACCUUCUGUUUCUGGCGUCAGCCAAUCCCGGAGAUCCGUCCAGAGGACCUACUUUUAUAGACCAUCCUGAAGGCCCAUCUAUUACCUGCUCGCGUCAUCUCUGCCUUCAGAAGCACUUAGCCGGUACUUUUCAGCAUCUCACAUCUAUAGUUUUUAUUCCCCCACACCACCUGAGAAACAUGAACUGCACAAAAACACCUGUAAGAACCAGCGUGAGAGAAAACUCCAAAACACAACCCGGUGUCACAUUAAUGGGAUGCACGCAGAACUUCCACAAAUUAAACACCUGGUGCUGCUCUUAAACAAGAUUUCUAAUCUGUAUCAUUUUGAUUAGCUGCUAUGAUUUAGGCUGCUUCAGCUCUUGAAGGAAUUUCUUGCUAAUGGGCUAAUGUUUACAGUAUUAGUUAGACAGCCAGUGGCCUCUUGGCCAACGGAACGAGUACACAGCUGUUUGUCUGAGUGUGUGUGUGAGGUUAAACGUGGCAUAAAGAUACGUUUAUAAUGGAAAGUAAUUAACGAUAUUCUUUACAACCACUAAUUUACAACUGUAGAUCAUAGCUUAUUUAUAUACAAAGGUAUUAGUUAGAAUUAACUAAUUAACAUGCACUGCCUCUAAGAUGUGGUGACUGUAUGACAGUUUGAAUAUGCAUUGCCAGAUGGUGCGAAAUGAGCUCUGAAUCUCGGAGAUACUGGAAAGUAUGCACAGAAUGAGCCGUGCCACGCGAGGACACGCAGCUCAUCAUUUACAGUUCAACAGAUUUAGCUCAUACAGUCGACUAGAUUCACAUGAAAAGUACACAGAGGAGUUCAUUGUAAUUGGGCUUUUCUUUAUUUCCAACUGUUGACAUUUUCAUCGUCUGGUUGCUGCAGAACGCCUUAGCGAUCGCACUUUUUCAGCUGGAGCCUAGAGAAGAGAAAUAUCAGAUAGUCUUGCACUCAACUCGUGACGGAAAUGCAAUAACGUUCAAAGCUUUUCUGCAGGCUUAUGUGCACAGUGCAAGGAUUUAAGUGCUUUUAGAUCCUUCAUGUAAACCUCAGCAAGAGGUCUGUAUUAACUUAAUAAUAUAUUUGCUUUCUAAAUGAAGGUAUGUUGUAUGUUGAGCUGGCCUGAGGCCUGUGGGAGAGUAGCAGUAACAAAUGCUCUUGAACAUUUUUGUUUGUUUGUUUUUCCACUUACCAGGCCUUUGCAUGCUUCGUUUGGAAUAUAAAGAUGACCGUUUAUGUUUUGACGCUUUCUUUUUCGGGUAGACAUUCCGAAGGGUCGUCACGUUGUACAUUUUCAAUAUUAGUGGAUGAUCUUGAGCAGUAGAAACUAAUUAUUUGAAAACAUUGAAGCUGAUGUGCAAGUGAAUGAUGAGAGUGAUCUGAUCUUUCCACUUGGUCACGGUUGACUGAAGUAACAUGCCCUUUUUUCCGUCUAGUUUGUCAUUAAGGUCUCGGCUUGUACCUUUAGGCUUUGGUAGCGUUAGGAUAAGUUUUAGGGCACUGUGUGCUGGAUGUUUAAAUAGAUGUACAGAAUUAGAGCACAACAAAUUAUUUCUUUAAGGCAAAUCAUUAGGGAAUAUCGGGGCAUUUCAUGGUUCAGUUGUGAUUGUGAUUUUGUAUAUGUGUGUUGCGCUUCUUGUCUGCAGUUAUGAUGUUUGGAAGUGAAAUCUGUUAAUUGUUAACAAAGGAAUCCCAUUCUUUCUAUGAAAGUAAUACCUCUUGUGUGGGAUGAACACACUCAUCUUGUAUGAAACUAACAAUUGUAAAAAGACACAGAAAAAAAAUGUUAUGAAAAAAAGCCUCUUCUUUCUUUUGUUGUAAGUGCUGAAUGUGUUUUGUCAUUCUUCUUGAUCUUCGAUGCCUUUUGUUUUACUUGCUUUUAUUUCUAGUUGUGUGUACUUGAGUGAGAUGGUGCGUGUUUUGGGUUCGCUCUAUAGGUUUGCAUUGAGUUUGACCAGCUUAUAUACAGUACCUUGAAAUGGAUAAUUGUAUUAUAAAUUUACAAAAACUAUGGUUUGGAUGAUGUUUAUGAAUCUAUUAAAGAUGUAUUUAAUACA